This is a messenger RNA of Eublepharis macularius, 2089 nucleotides long. RefSeq names its product small nuclear ribonucleoprotein U4/U6.U5 subunit 27 (gene SNRNP27). Lineage: Eukaryota; Metazoa; Chordata; Lepidosauria; Squamata; Eublepharidae. The record is from RefSeq and is a predicted model, not a curated record. Gene Ontology annotation, cellular component: precatalytic spliceosome. Gene Ontology annotation, biological process: RNA splicing. Bases 56 to 526 code for a protein of 156 amino acids. The transcript is spliced from 6 exons.
AGUCCUAUUAGGUGACCGGGGGAGCGUUCCGUAGCAUCGGCUGGAAAGAGGCGGGAUGGGUAGAAGUCGCUCCAGGUCCCCGCCUCGCAGGGAACGUCGGCGCUCUAGAUCCACCUCACGAGAGAGGGAGAGGAGGCGGAGGGAGCGGUCAAGGUCCCGGGAGAGAGAGAGAAGAAGAAGCCGGUCCCGUUCACCACACAGGAGGCGAUCCAGGUCUCCCCGUCGACACAGAUCCAGCUCCCUUUCUCCUUCCCGACAGAAAGAAAGGAGAGAUGACGAAAAGAAAGAAGUCAAAGACUCCAAGGGCAAAGAGCGCCAGAUCACAGAAGAAGAUCUAGAGGGAAAGACAGAGGAAGAAAUAGAAAUGAUGAAAAUGAUGGGUUUUGCAUCCUUUGACACAACAAAGGGCAAGAAAGUGGACGGCUCUGUAAAUGCAUAUGCUAUAAAUGUGUCCCAGAAGAGGAAAUACAGGCAGUACAUGAACAGGAAAGGUGGUUUCAACAGGCCUCUGGAUUUUAUUGCCUGAUACUGCACUUGUGACACAUGAAAAGACUUAACUCCCAUCACUAAAUUGUCUUGGCAGCAGUACCUGUGGCAAAGAAGGCAAGGAGCUCAUUUGGAAAGAGCUUUUCAAAAUGACUUUUAUCUCCUAAGGGGACACGGUAACAUUUUUGUUUUUCUGAAAAUGGCCUCUGCUUGUCUUUCCCUUUUUUGUAGGUUUUAAUUUUUAAAUAUUACCAGCUAAAAUUAAAAAAGGAAAAGGAAGAAUCUGUAUUUCCUGGAGCACACUUGAAAUCAGAGUAUAAUUAGAGGAUAAGCAUUAGGAUGCAAAUUAGAUUUGUCUUGCUGAGGCAUGUUGGUAAAUACAUAACAUAAAUAUGCUGGUAAAUACAUAACAAGACUUUUUCCUGAGAAGUUUAGAGGAAAAAACUGCUUUUCAGCAGUCCAUCUACUUCACCUCCCAACUUAUUCCUAGUCCUGCUCAUGGUGGUUGUCUAGUAUCUUCAGUCCACUUCUUUCCAGCAGAUGGCACCGCAGUAAUUUUGGAUUUCAGAAAAAACAGCAUGCGAGAACUCUUAUUUUGUUUAUGUGAUUUUUGUGUAAUACUAUUGGUGAAUUUCUCCCAAUGUUCACAAAAAAAAUCUAACGUUUGCUUUUUGUGCAAUUGAUAGACAUAAUUCAUGUCACCUUCAGUAGGGAAUUUUUGGACUAGUGUGUAUGUGUUGGGGGGGGGGGGAGUGCUCUGUGCUCAUGAGAACAGUUAGCCUUAGUAAGAGCUUUGCCCAACAUGCUCAGGGAAAAACAACCAAUGCUGAGUGAUUUCUCCUCCCCCUUCCUAUAAGUCACUGAAACUAGUCGUCAUGAUAGAUUGUUCUCUGGAGGGACUAAAUACCAGUUCACAAAGGCAGGAGGCAGCUGUGUUGGAUGCUUGCACAUGCUGCAGUUUUUAAUGAAUGUUUGUGGCACCUACAAGGCUUAAGAUGAAGUGCAGAAGUGACGAAAGCAUAGGCAGAUGGAUAUGAUCCAUUAGCUCAAGCUCCCAUCUUGUAAAAUGGAAGACUUUCUGAUGGAUUGGGCACUGCAUAAGUGUAGGAGAGAGUGCCAUUUUGGUUUUUCAUCUUAGGAAAUGAAUACCAUCAGAAUUUUGCUCUUUUCCUUUAGAGUACUUACUGCUGAAAGCUGCAGACCAAGGCACAAUUAAAUUAGGAGAGAAAAGUGCAUAAUUCACCCAGACUUGCUUCUGAAUUAAAGAUCAGGCUUCCUUGUUAGUUGUUUUUCUAGUAUCAUGCACAGCAUGUUUUAACUGUCUUCUUCUACCUUCCACACUGAAUUUGACAGAGGUACAAUCCAGAUUAAAAUCACUUGCUCAGCUUCCUUUGACCUAGAAUGAUUAUGUGAUUUAUUCCUCCCCCACACAAAUAAAUGUAGAGUCCUAAAGCUAACAGGAUAUUGCUAGCACACAGUCCAAGCGGGUGUGCCUUGUGCAAGAUUAUCCCACAGACAAUUCUAAAGUCAAGCCUGUCAGAUCACAUAAAGGAAUUCUUGGAGUGUACACACUAGCCUGUUCUAAUAAAGUUCACUUGUCAUG